Maylandia zebra (zebra mbuna) is the source of this 1727-nucleotide messenger RNA. It is a transcript of the gene bcap31, whose product is annotated as B cell receptor associated protein 31. The record is from RefSeq and is a predicted model, not a curated record. Gene Ontology annotation, cellular component: endoplasmic reticulum membrane; endoplasmic reticulum. Lineage: Eukaryota; Metazoa; Chordata; Actinopteri; Cichliformes; Cichlidae. Gene Ontology annotation, biological process: intracellular protein transport; endoplasmic reticulum to Golgi vesicle-mediated transport.
UUUCAAGAUGAGCUGGCACUAAAAUACCCGGAAGUGUUUACAGCAGGAGGCUAAACUAGCAGCUAACAGCAGAGUCAGUGGAGAAUUGAAGCUCCUGGAAGUGCAGUGCGGACGCAUCUCCUAGCCUGUGUGCGGUGCUUGUUAAGAAGUCAGGAUGAGUCUGCAGUGGACUGCGGUGGCCACCUUCCUCUACGCUGAGGUCUUCUUAGUUCUGCUGCUCUGCAUUCCCUUCAUCUCACCCAAGAGGUGGAACAGCAUUUUCAAAUCUCGCAUCAUAAAGGCCAUCACUCUCUAUGGAAACACCGCCUUCAUGGUGGCCAUCGCCAUCCUCGUCUUUCUGCUCAUCGAUGCUUUCCGUGAGGUGAGGAAGUACAGUGUGACGGAGAAGGUGGAUCUGGCAAACCACCCGACAGCCAUCGAGCACAUCCACAUGAAGCUGUUCAGAGCACAGAGGAACGAGUACAUUGCUGGCUUCGCCCUGCUGCUCUGCCUGUUGCUGCGUCGCCUGGCCACUCUGCUCUCCCAGCAGGCUUCACUCAUGGCCUCCAACGAAGCCUUCAAGAAGCAGGCGGAGGGCGCCAGCAAUGCCGCCAAGAAAUACAUGGAGGACAACGAGAUGUUGCAAGAGAAACUGCGUGAGGCUGGUCUUGAGCUGCCGGAGGCUGGGAAGAAAGGACCAGGACCACAGGAGGAGAACAAGACUCUGAAGGAGGAGGUGAAGAGCCUGAAGGAGGAGCUGGAAGCCACCAAGAAAGCUCUGCAGAAGUCGGACAACGACGUUCGUGCCAUGAAGAAACAGUCCGCGAACCUGACGGUGGAGUACGACAGACUGCUGGAAGAGCACAGCAAACUCCUGGCGAAGAGCGACAAGAAAUCAGACUGAGGAGGACAUCGACGGUUCCCGGCUUCUUUCAUCUUCAUCACCGUCCUCAGUAAACUGUCUGCUGCCUCUGCUUCCACCUCCGCGAUGUGAUGUCACCGACUUUUGGGCCAGCUGACAUCACCGAUGGCUGCGAUUGGUUAAUCAGACUGUCUGAGCUCUAACAUAAGAAUGUCGGUUUACUGUCAGACUUCCUGUGUCACUGUUUACACCUCUGAAGUGUUUCUGUUUUUCUCUCUUCUGUCCACUUUGCUGUUUAAAGGCCAGCUUUGGGGUUCUGUUGUCCUUUAAACAGCUGACCUUUUCCUUCACUUUCCAUAAACUGUUUUCUUCUGAGGACAUUCCCUGAUUAACAUUUUUGGAGCAAAGUAAAUCCAAACAAUGAAUCCUGUUCCCUGCAGGAAAAGAUCAUCUUCAUUCCAAAAUAAAAGCAUUUAGUCCUCUCUGCACAUUCUGGUUUAAAACAUGCUUAAAAAAGUCCAAAGGAUGGCUGUGCCGUCAGAUUUCCUUCUUUCUUAAACUGUAAUUUCCAUCGAGACUCUUGUGAAUAUGAAUGUUUGGAACUGCAGCAAAGAUCACUUAUUACGAGCAAAACAAGACUCCGGCGUCUCCCCUGGUUUCUUCUUCUGGUUUGCCUGAACUCUGCCUGAACUCUUCGUCACUGUUAGGCGUGUGCUGAACACACACUUUAAAUUUUGGAGCUGUUUGAUGCUCCACUUUCGGUUAUUCAUUACAAAAUGUUAAGAAAAGAAAAGGCACCCGUGUCUGUUCUGCUUGUGUGGUGUGAUCAGAUUUUUGUUGUGUCUUUAAUGACGUGUCACAAUAAACAUGGAUGAUUUCAACAACA